This is a messenger RNA of Peromyscus maniculatus bairdii (prairie deer mouse), 5893 nucleotides long. It is a transcript of the gene Siglec7, whose product is annotated as sialic acid binding Ig like lectin 7. Gene Ontology annotation, molecular function: sialic acid binding. Lineage: Eukaryota; Metazoa; Chordata; Mammalia; Rodentia; Cricetidae. Gene Ontology annotation, cellular component: plasma membrane. Gene Ontology annotation, biological process: cell adhesion. The record is from RefSeq and is a predicted model, not a curated record.
AUCCUGAGAAAAUUAAGAAUUAUGGCCAAGUCCUGACUGACUGGAGUAGUCUGUGCGCAAACAAGUAGUAUUCUGGAGCAAGGGGACAGUAAGAGACAACAGCAAAGAAGAAAUAUGUAAUGAUGGACUGUGGCCAUGACUCAGCAGUAGAGAGCCUGUCUGGAAUACUCAGUGAGAGGAUGGGGUGGGACUCAGGGUUAGAGCCCCUGCCUAGAAUCCUCCAGUGAGGGGCUGGAGACAUGGCUCAGGAGUAGAGCAUCUGCCUAAUAUGAGUGACACUGAAUUCCAAUGCCAACAAGAAAUCCAUCCUAGAACAAGGAAGGAAAUUUUGCUUUUUCCAAUAAUCUGUGUUAUUGUAGUUUUCAAGGUCAAUGCUUGAGCACUAGUAGCCCCAACAAAGCAGGCUUGACCACACUCACCCUCCAUACACCAACUAAAGACAUAAGAAAGAGGGAGAUUUAAUGUAACUUGGUUACACCAGGAAGAGAAACAAAUAGAGGUUCACUGACCCUCAAGUCCAUCUUCAGGGUCCUGAUGUGAAGUUUAGGUUUAAUUAGAGGGCAAGAGGUAGGCAUGAUCAAGCAGUCCUGGUCAAGGUGUGGUGGUGCCCAUCAGUGACACAUGCUUGUUUGGCCCACAAGGUGUUCCAAUAGCUCUGGCUGUGAGACAAUCCCGGGGCCUGAGAUCCACCUCCCCCUGGACCGUGGUGCUUUGGAACACAGCCCAGGUGUGUUCAGAGAGGGUGUGCCCAUGACAAGCUGCGGAGGGAGGGAGGAGAGGCUGGUUACCCCCAGCCUGCAUCUCCCAGGCCCUCUUCUCCCCUGUGCUCUACAUCCAUCCCCAACUCCACCAAUAUCAUCAGCCUCAGGGGAGGCUCUGGGGGCUCUGGAUGAAGCAAACCCAUUUUCACUGGGCAGGACAAGUCACUCAAAGGCCAAGGUCAGUGCAGAGAGGGAGAAGAUGGGAUCAGACCCCACACGGGUGAAUUUGGAGGAGGCAGUUGCCUUCUUUGGCCUCAGGAGAUCUGGGUGGCUGAUCUUCAAGGUCCAAGCUCCUCCCACAGCAGUCACUGUCCUGGCCUCCCCCUGCUUCCGGUAGGACUUCCUCCAGACCUUGCAUCUCUUAGUUCCUCAGAGAAGAGCCCAGAGAGUCAGACUUCUGGUGGCCCUGCAGCUUCAGCUCGACAUGCUGCUGUUGCUGCUGCUGCUCUGGGGAAUGAAAGGCGUAGAGGGUGGGCGUGAAGCCAUGGAGGGUUACACCCUGAGUGUGGAAAGGGAGGUGGUGGUGCAAGAGGGCCUGUGUAUCCGCGUACCUUGUACGUUCUCCUACCCUGAGGAGAAAUGGACCUACAGAGGCCCGAUUCAUGGAUACUGGUUCCAUAGUGGAGCCAAAAUAGGGAGUGAUUCCCCAGUGGCCACAAAUAACCCACAAAGGCCAGCACUGAAGGAGACCCAGGGCCGAUUCUUCCUGCUGGGAGACCCACAGAAGAAGAAUUGCUCCCUGGACAUCAGAAAGACCAGGAAGGAGGACACAGGCUCAUACUACUUUCGCCUGGAAAGAGGACAAGCGAAGUAUAAUUAUGUUUGGAACACGAUGACUCUGAAUGUGACAGCCCUCACUAACACCCCCGACAUCCUUAUCCCGGACACCCUGGAGGCUGGAUGUCCCAGCAACCUGACCUGCUCUGCGCCUUGGGCCUGUGAGCCCCCCACCUUCUCCUGGACUGGUACCUCUGUGUCACUCUUGAGCACCAAUGCCAUUGGUUCCUCAGUGCUGACCAUCAUCCCCCAGCCCUGGGACCAUGGCACCAACCUCACUUGUCAGGUGACCCUGCCUGGAACUGGUGUGACCACAAGGAUGACCAUCCGUCUCAAUGUGUCAUAUGCUCCAAAGAAUCUAACCAUGACUGUCUACAAAGGAGUUGGUCCAGCAACUACAGCCCUGAGAAAUGGCUCAACACUGACUUUACUGGAAGGAGAAUCCCUUCAUGUGGUCUGUACUGUUGACAGUAACCCUCCUGCCAGGCUGAGCUGGGCUCAUGAGAACCUCAUUCUGAGUCCCAUACAGUUCUCAACUCCUGGGUUGUUAGAGCUACCUCGAAUGCACCUAAGAUAUGAAGGAAAAUUCACCUGCUCUGCACAGAAUGUUCUUGGAUCUCAGCACAUGUCUCUGAGCCUGUUCUUAAAGCGGAAAUCAGGACUGAUGGCCGAGGUGGUUCUGGUGGCUGUGGUAGAGGCAGCUGUUAAAGUCCUGCUUCUUGGGCUGUGCCUCAUUAUUCUCAGUUCCCCAUCCAGCCUUUGACAAGGACACUGGGGAGGUGGCUGCCAGAGUGUCCUCUGAGAUGUUCCUGGUCUCUUCACUCAGAGUGAGGUCACGUAGGAAGAGGACAGCGAGGGCAGCAGUGCACAGGGACUGUUCAGACACGGCCACCAGUUAGUUCUCAGGUGAGUGAAGCAGAGCCCUGCAUCUGUCUCACUUCCUUUUGGACCCUCUUUGUAAAGACCAUAGAAUGACCUGCCUGGCUCAGCAUGGCCACAGGUCAGCUGCCCAACCCCAUUCUAAACCCUUGUCCCUGCCAAGCACCAUGAUGCUCUGGGUCUUAUCUCUACCAUGAGCUCUCUCCACCCUUCAUGCCAUGAACCACUGCCUUCUCUCUCUCUCUCUCUCUCUCUCUCUCUCUCUCUCUCCCCUCAUCCUGGACCAUCCUUACCCUUACCCUGUUCUCUUUCUGAAUUCUGAUCAUCUCUGGUCCUCAAAUGUUCCUAGUCACAGAAUUCCCUCCAUCCACUAUCUUUAUGUUCUUGACACUGGCCUUCAGAAUGAUCUUCCAGAUGCAACCAUCACUCACUUCCUCCACUGCCUGAACAGUCCUGAACUGUCACAUAGAUGGAGAUGGGCAGACGUCACAGCCUGCAGUGAGAGCCUUGCAUGGUCUAUGUGCUGCUGGACUCUUCUCCCAAUGUUCUCUGUUCAUUGCAUCAUGAAUUGCUUACUCGGCCUUCCCAGUCCCCUAUAUGGAAAAUUGUAUAUGUGAGUCUCCAUGCCUCAAAGCCCUUCCCCAACCUCUCCCCCUGUCCCUUACCUGAGCACCUCAGCCUCUAGCUGUAUAUUACUCUGGGUAGGCAUGUGCUUGUCAUGCACCUCUGAUCACAUGCAGAAGUGACAAUAUUACUACAUAUGGACCAUUUUCAUACCUCAGGACACAGAACUGCUUCCAUUUCUGUUACCAAAGAUUGACUGAUGUAAAGAUGAGAACAGGAAUAAAAAUAUGCAAAGAAUGAGGACAUGUCAACUGGAGAUGUGAGUGUGAAGACAAUUGAUGCAGGAGAUGAGCUGGUGACACUUGAGUGAUGCUUGGAAAGCUCUCAAGUGAGAAGAAGCAGCCUCUUUGAGUCUGUUGGAGGAAGAGGCCUCCAGGAGAUGGACUGGAGAACAGUGUACCCAAUGGCUAGAGGCAGAAGCUGGCCAAAGUGUGGUACUCACAGAAAAGGACUGAGAUUUAGAACAGAGGGAGGCAGAGGGAGGGCAAUGGAAGAUGUUAAUCUAUAGGGCAUGGUGAGAAACAAGAGUCUUUGAGAGAAGCAGAGCUGUGACUGGAUUUUCAUGUUAAUGGAAUCCCAAGGCUUAUCUGCUAAUACAUCCUGGAACAGCUGAAAGAAGAGUGUGCUUGUCACUGUCACCCAAUAUCUGAGGAAAACAAUUCAGAAGGAAGAAAGGUUUCUCUGGGCUCAUGAUUUCAUAGGUUUCAUGGUCAUGGGCCCUUGCCAUGGGGCUGUGGUGACAGGAACGUGUGGUAGAGGCCUGUUCCCCCCAUGAAAGCUAGGAGAGGCAAAAGAGACAGAGAGGAAUCAGCCAGGGUCCCAAGAUCCAUUUCAGGUGCACACGUCCAGUGACCUCACUCUUCCCUAUACCCGCUCCCUACACAAUCCAUCACACCCAUAUCACUGCCAGCUGGGUACCAGGCUUUAACACACAAACCUUAGGGAACAUUAGACCAAAGCUAUCCUGGGGGCGGGGGAAGAGCUACUCUGCCUCCUGGAGGAGGUGCAGUGACAGGGGUGUGAGCUGCCACGGGUGGAGCUCAGACCGACAUAUCUAAUGGCCUUUGGCAGUGAAGGGCAGAAAAGAGCUGGACCUGUCUUAGGAUGCUUCCUGAGCACCAGGAAUGAGGGCUCCUGCUCCCUCAGUGGUCGGUGUGAGGGGAAGGUGUCAAUUCUGAGAGGGGUCUUCCAUGCACACGGUGAUGUCAGGAGGGUUGUAUCAGCCUGUGGAUGGAGGGCAGGGUCAGAUUUAGCAUGUCAAUGCCAUGUUGGGAAAAGUGACACCCACAAGGGUGGGAACAGACAGCAAAUGAGAAACUGAGCUGUUCCCAAGACCUUAGCAACAGCAGGUGUUCGCUAACAAAUUGUGAUAAUUUAUUUGAAUUGCCCUUGGAUAUUUUCACAAAAUAUUUUCAGCUUAUUAAAGUAAAUGGAAAAACUAAAAUUUAGAGGUUAAAGAGAGGUGGAUCAAGUUUAAAAUCACUCACUGCUCUUGCAGAGAACCUGGGUUUGGUUGUCCCACAUGUUGGGACACAACCUUCUGUAACAGUUCCUGGAUUUCCUUUCCUGGACUCCUCAGGAGCCAGGCACACACGUGCAGCACAGACAUAUAGGCAGGCAAGACAAAUAAGUUUACUCAUACAUAAACAAAAAUUUAACAUUAAAAGUUAGUGUCCUUGGGUAGAAUAUUACUGUGGCCAUGGCAGAGGAGCAGCAGGUGGCAACUGAGCUCCAGGAGUUUGGCUCACCAGAACGCAGGGCUCUGAUUGGUGAAUAUCGGAUAGGCAAGGCCUUGAGGACUUGGGCUCCAGAAUGUCUCUUGCUACUGCUGUGCGUUUACAUGAUUGCCACUGCCAUUUUUCUCUGGUAUCUGGCAUGGUGUGAAUGGGUUUGGGGAGAUCCCCACUGCCUUCAAUGUAGUGUGAUUAUCUCAUGGAAAUAUCCCCUUCUGCCGGGCAUUUCUACCUGUGGGUCAUUGUAGAGAUGAUUUCCUCUUAAGCUGUACUGUUUAAUUAAAAUAAUAAUUUUAUACAAUAAUAGUGUUAGUUUAAAUAGAAUUUUGUUGACUAAGAGUUUUUAACAAUAUUAGUAAAGGAUUAUGAUAGAGGUUAGUUUAGUGGAAAAAUUAAUACAGGUAAAGGUAGAAUACAGUGUUGUGCCCACCCCUGAUAAAGCAGGGUCUGUGAAGGGUAGAAAAUAGGAAAAAGAAAGUGUCACACAGCUAGGACCUACGAGUUUUUCUUGAGGAGCCAUAUAGACUGUGGCUUAGGUUAAUGAUUAAGGAAAGCAAUUAACUCCCAGAAGCUAGACUAGCUCAAGUGCUUUUAAUCUUAAUAUUGGGAAAUGUAUUCAUGGGUUUUGAUGUGCAUCAUAACUAAAACAAAGCUUUAAAUAAUGACUUAAUGUAACUAAAAAACAAAGAGUUGAAUGGUUAGUUAAGAUAAUUGGACAGGACUCUAAAAUAUGAAAAGUGAAACAAGUAACCUGUUUUUCUGGCAAUUAUAAAAACUACUGCCAAUGUAAAUGGUUAUGAAGCUGAAAGGUACCUGAUCUAUGAGGAGUCUAAAAGAUAAAUGUUUAACUGAGUGUGGGCUUCUCAGAAAGUGCAUAAAGAUGUGGUUGAGAAAUAUAAAGGGAUUGACUUGUUCCAGAAAAAUAUGUUUUAAAGGUGAUUAUGUGGUAACUGUGUAACUUUUGGUUAUAGGAAAAAUCCUCUUCUUGUAAGGUGAUUAUGUGGUACCUGUGUAACUUUUGGUUUUGGGGAAAAUCCUCUUCUUGUAAUGGACUUGGUGUGGGCAAUAUAAAAAGGGUUUCUGAAAAAUAAAGAAAAGAGAUUAUAGAGAGACCCUCAA